UUAAUUGAGGAUUAAGAAAAACAAAUAAGAAAAUUAGUAGUUUUAGGUCAUCUGAUGUGUGGAAUGUGGUGCAUACCUGUUGAACAAGUUUCCAAUUAACUUUUCAGACAAACUCUUUUUUGUUGAGGAUGAAUAGAGAAGACAACGUUAACUGGUUUCAUGGGAAAAUAUCACGUGAAUCCGCUGAGAAACUGUUAAAAGAGGAAGGAGAAGAUGGUGUAUUUUUAGUACGGGAGAGUAAUACUUCGCCUGGAGAUUAUGUUUUGUCUGUUUUGCAUCAGGGUCAAGUAGUGCAUUAUCAAAUACGCAGACACGGUGAAGAUGCAUUCUUCUCUAUAGAAGAGCACACAACUGUUCAUGGAUUGGAUACUCUUAUACAACAUUACCGUAGUGAUUCAAAUGGACUCGUUACUAGGUUGUCCAUUGUCUGUAAAGGAGAACCACCACCGCAUGAGUCGAGGACACAGGGAACAACAAAUUUACUGCACAGAGCAACGGAAGCGGGUCAUUUCAACGUGGUGUCGAAGUUACUGGCAAGCGGCUACCGAAGUCGCGACGCCAAGAACCAGGACGGUCAGACCGCGGUGCACAUCGCCGCGAGGGCGGGACGAGACACCAUCCUCGCCGAACUCAUCGAGAGCGGCUCCACUGUCAACGUUCGAGACUCCUUUGGAUACACGCCCUUACACUACACAUGUCAAAAUAACUUGCCGAGUACAACGGAGCUUCUGAUAACGAAAGGGAACGCUAACUAUCAAAUGAGACAUGCACCUACCGGAAAAGUACCUCUGCACGACGCAGCUCAGAAAGGACACAUUGAAUGUAUUAAGGUGCUUUUAAGAUUAAAGGCGCCAUCACAUCCAAGAACAUUAACAAAAGAAACCCCAGCAGACUUAGCAAAACAAUACGGACACGCAGAAUGCUAUCAACUACUAAAAAAUUAUCAACCAGAACAGCCCAAUACAUCAAAGAGCCAAUGGUACCACGGCACGCAGAACCGCGAUGAAGCUGUAAAGAUACUCGAAAACUACUGCAAGCAUCACAAUUUGAGAGACAAAGCCUCGGACGGCGUAUUUCUGGUGCGCUACAGUGAAAGGCGCACAGGCGCUGCCUACGUUUUGACGAUGCUCAGUGAAAACACACCUUACAACUUCAUUAUUAGAAAAGAGGGCAACUGGCUUUUCAUAGACGACGGUCCCUACUUGGAAUCAUUGGAGAGACUGAUUGAACACUAUAGCACAGUGCCUGAUGGUCUACCCACAAGGCUCACUACACCCGUUCCACCUAAACCUAAACCACCGUUACCUGAAUUUUCAACGAUGCCGAGAACAAAGAAGCUAUCAUCGAGUCGAGCAACGAAAAAUCAAACUUUAUCACUUGUGAAACACGAUAUACUUAGCGACAAAGCCGAUUUGACGUCACCUGUCUCGAAUGCUUCCAACAACAACUUGCUUGAUUUCUUCACUAGGAAUAUAUCAUUCUCAUCAGAUUUUAGUAAUGAUAGUAUGAACAACGACGAUGACAAUGACACAUAUAAAGUACCAGUGAACAGUUCUGUGACCGUACCCGAGAAUUACAAUGAAAUCUCUAUAAACUCCGACGGACAGCUAUCCACACUGCAAGAAUUCAUCCCAAUGAAUGAAUUAACAUUGGGCGCGAUGAUAGGAGAGGGCGAAUUCGGUUCAGUACUGCGAGCCACUUACACUCCGCACGAUCAGCCUCCGCAAACGGUUGCCGUGAAGACAUUACACGUGCAACACACCGACACGAACAAGAAGGAGUUCCUAUCCGAAGCCAAAGUAAUGAUGUCUUUAAGGCAUCACUGUAUUGUGAACUUGAUUGGGGUGUCUUUGGGUCCACCACUGGCAAUGGUGCAGGAGCUGGUGCCGCUCGGCUCGUUGCUAGAGUACUUGUUACGGCAUCCGGAAUCUAUAUCUCCCGGCUACGAACUGCGGCUGUGGGCUUGCCAGGUCGCCGCUGGGAUGCGCUACUUGGAGAAACGACGCUUUGUACACAGGGAUUUAGCAGCUAGGAACAUCUUGCUGGCUAACAGACAUCAAGCCAAAAUCAGUGACUUCGGUCUCUCCCGCGCCCUGUCCACCGACAGCUCGUACUACCGCGCGAGCCGCGGCGGGAAAUGGCCCAUCAAGUGGUACGCGCCGGAGUCCUACAACUACGGCACGUUCAGCCACGCCAGCGACGUGUGGAGCUACGGGGUCACGCUCUGGGAGAUGUUCUCGUUCGGACAACAACCUUAUGGGGAUAUGAGGGGCAUCGAUGCGAUACAACUUGUGGAAAGCGGUAAGCGUCUUGAACGCCCCGAGGACUGUCCUGAUGAGAUAUAUCAAGUGAUGCUGGACUGUUGGACGUACAGUCCCGAGCACAGGCCAACCUUCAGCCACCUGGUAGAUGUGUUCUCGCAGCAUCCUGAUUACGUCAACAUAAGCCAGUUAGUCCUUGAAAAUGACGAAAUUAAUGUGUGACAG
Messenger RNA from Bombyx mandarina (wild silkworm), 2486 nucleotides. It is a transcript of the gene Shark, whose product is annotated as SH2 ankyrin repeat kinase. Gene Ontology annotation, biological process: protein phosphorylation. NCBI's taxonomy places the organism in Eukaryota, Metazoa, Arthropoda, Insecta, Lepidoptera, Bombycidae. The record is from RefSeq and is a predicted model, not a curated record. Gene Ontology annotation, molecular function: protein tyrosine kinase activity; ATP binding; protein binding.